Molecule: messenger RNA, 1326 nt
Organism: Lathyrus sativus (Indian pea)
Lineage: Eukaryota; Viridiplantae; Streptophyta; Magnoliopsida; Fabales; Fabaceae
Source: the annotation of a GenBank genome assembly
AUGGAGAAAGCAAUUGAAAGACAAAGAGUUCUUCUUGAACAUCUAAACCCAAAUCCUUCAAAUUCUGUUUUCUCAUCCUCUCAUACUCAUCAAUCUACUGAUAUUUCUGCUUCAUUCUGUUCUGCUGGAGAAACAGGUGGAUCUGAAAACGACGUGGUGAUUGUAGCUGCUUAUCGUACUGCUAUUUGCAAAGCGAAGCGUGGGGGGUUUAAAGAUACUCUUCCGGAUGAUCUACUUGCCCCGGUUCUCAAGGCUGUGAUAGAGAAAACAAAUGUGGAACCGAGUGAAGUCGGAGACAUAGUUGUUGGCACAGUUUUAGGACCAGGUUCCGAAAGAGCAAUCGCGUGCAGAAUGGCAGCGUUUUACGCUGGUUUCCCAGAGACUGUGCCACUUCGAACUGUCAAUAGACAAUGUUCGUCCGGACUUCAAGCAGUUGCUGAUGUUGCUGCUUACAUAAAAGCCGGGUUCUAUGACAUUGGUAUUGGAGCUGGAGUGGAGUGUAUGUCACAAGAUAAUAUUUCAAGGAUCGUCAAAACUAGCUCAAAGGCGGAAAAUUUUGCACAAGCCCGGGACUGUCUUCUUCCGAUGGGACUCACUUCUGAGAAUGUCGUGCAACGUUACGGUGUGACAAGGCAGGAGCAAGACCAGGCCGCUGUCGAGUCUCAUAGGCGCGCCUCAGCUGCAACAGCUUCUGGUAAAUUCAAAGAAGAAAUCAUUCCGGUUUCUACAAAGAUCAUGGAUCCUAAAACUGGAGAGGAGAAGGAAAUUAUUGUUUCUGUUGAUGAUGGUAUCCGCCCAAACGCCAAUUUGGCUGAUCUCGCAAAGCUUAAGCCCGCAUUCAAAAAAGACGGAACCACAACUGCAGGGAAUGCUAGCCAAGUUAGUGACGGUGCGGCAGCCGUGCUCCUCAUGAAGAGAAGCGUCGCUGUGCAAAAGGGGCUUCCUAUUCUUGGAAUCUUCAGGAGUUUUUCUGCUGUUGGUGUAGAUCCGGCUGUCAUGGGAGUUGGUCCAGCUUUUGCUAUUCCUGCUGCAGUGAAAUCCGCUGGUCUCGAACUUGGUAACAUUGAUUUGUUCGAAAUCAAUGAGGCAUUUGCAUCACAGUUUGUUUAUUCGAGCAAGAAAUUAGGACUUGAUCCAACAAAAGUCAAUGUCAACGGCGGUGCCAUUGCUCUCGGACAUCCUUUAGGCGCCACAGGUGCGCGCUGCGUAGCAACUUUGUUGAAUGAGAUGAAGCGUCGCGGGAAGGAUUGUCGCUAUGGGGUGAUCUCAAUGUGCAUAGGUUCUGGUAUGGGAGCUGCUGCAGUGUUUGAAAGAGGAGACUUUUGA